AUGCGUCUUUCAAGAACAGCAGGCCUGAUGGCCUUCUGCGCCACGGCGCAAGCCUUCACCGACUCCUCUCCCUUCGUAAUGCUCUCGACCGCAGACUUCGCGAAGUCCGCCUCCAACGCCGCCCAGCUCCAGACCGAGUCCCAGGUCCUUAAGUCCGUUCAAGACCUCCUCUCCUCCUGCCCGACCGACCGCUACCUCGUCGUCUCCCAGCCAAACGCCAACGCGGCCGACAUUCGCGGCCCUGACGGCGGCGACUGCCGCUCCCCCAACCUCUGCCGCGCAAUCUCUUCCAAGGAUAUCCGCGGCGUUUACAGCGUCGCAGAGGUCGUAGGCGAGGUUAAGGUCGACAGCGUCGCCGAGUACCUCCACAAGGCGUGCGGCAGCAAGAAGAUCGAGAUCGACCAGACGAGGCUCGCGCCCCUUGGCCGCGACGCCAGCGAGAGAGCCUCCACGCUCGCCGACAACGACCACGUCCUCGGCCAGAGCCUCGAGAAGUUGCGCAAGACCUCCGACUCGUACACGGUCAUCUACCUCGCCAGCCCAUCUGAGCCAACUUACCAGGCCGAGUUCCCCGAGGAGCCCCUUCACGCCGAGCUGAAGCGUCACGAGGCCAGCCUGUUGCAGGUCCGCAAGGACAAGAACGAGACCAAGUGGGAGAAGCUGCCCCUGUUUGAGAAAUACGUCUUCUUCUCUCCUGGCAUCUUCCACGCCUUGGUGGCAGCCAUCGUCCUCUUCUCCAUUCUCGGUGUUGGCAUCAACGCCCUCGCCAGUCUCGACAUCCCCUACGGAUCUUUCGAGAAGGAGAUGGGUCCCGCCGCCCAGAAGAAGAACAUCUAG
Messenger RNA from Colletotrichum siamense, 837 nucleotides. RefSeq lists its product as uncharacterized. The transcript is spliced from 3 exons. The record is from RefSeq and is a predicted model, not a curated record. Lineage: Eukaryota; Fungi; Ascomycota; Sordariomycetes; Glomerellales; Glomerellaceae. Gene Ontology annotation, cellular component: endoplasmic reticulum membrane. Bases 1 to 837 code for a protein of 278 amino acids. Gene Ontology annotation, biological process: fungal-type cell wall biogenesis; (1->6)-beta-D-glucan biosynthetic process.